Glossina fuscipes is the source of this 890-nucleotide messenger RNA. RefSeq names its product aquaporin-like. Lineage: Eukaryota; Metazoa; Arthropoda; Insecta; Diptera; Glossinidae. The transcript has a single exon. Gene Ontology annotation, molecular function: water channel activity. The coding region runs from base 62 to 859 and encodes 265 amino acids. Gene Ontology annotation, cellular component: plasma membrane. The record is from RefSeq and is a predicted model, not a curated record. Gene Ontology annotation, biological process: transmembrane transport.
UUGUUAAACGUUCUAAGAUUAAGUGAAUAAUAUUUUCGCAUUUAAUUUAGCUUAAUAAAUAAUGUCGCAUAAUAAAUAUUCUUGCGGAUUUGAGGAGUUUUACUCUAAGGAUCGCAAUUUAUGGAAAUCCGCAAUAGCGGAGUUUUUCGGAAGUUUACUUUUGAAUAUUUUUGCUGGUGCUGCUUUUGCUCAAGGAGAAGAUAUCAUAUUUAAAGCAUUUUCCAGUGGUUUGGGAAUAUAUAUUGUGAACGUUAUAAUAGGUAAACUAAGCGGGGGUCACAUUAAUCCGGCCGUAACUGUAGCCAUGUUAAUAUCUCGUCGGAUCACGAUUGCAAGAGCCUUGCUUUACAUAAUUAGUCAAUGUUGUGGAUCUAUACUUGGCAUAUUUAUGAUUAAAUAUCUUUUGGAUGAUAUUUAUCAUUAUAACUGGCAUAGUUAUGAAUUGAAUGAAAAUAUUUCGGCCCUUCAAGGUUUAGCUAUGGAAUUUGUUUUGGGUUUUUCCUUGCUGUUGACUAUAUUUGCUGCCUAUGAUAUUAACACCCGAAAUAUGCACUGCGUAAAUUGUUUGGCCAUUGGCUUAUGUGUUACAUUAGGUCAUCUGACGUUUGGGCGUUAUACUGGAGCCGGCAUGAAUCCAGCGAAUGUUUUGUCUGUAGCUGCAAUAUUCGGUAAUUGGAAUUUUCACUGGAUUUAUUGGCUUGGCCCAAUCUUUGGAGGAAUUAUGGCUGCUGUGAUUUACAUACAAAUAUUGGAAAUCCCGCUUCAACCAGCCAAAGUUAUAGAAGCUGCAGAUAAAUAUCGUUUUCAUGUGUUUGAGCGUGAAAUGUUAAAAAUGAAGUCUAAUGAAAAUUGUGCUUAAAAAUUGUAUUAUGUUGUUUUGUAGUUGUAUA